This is a messenger RNA of Limanda limanda (common dab), 659 nucleotides long. RefSeq names its product HDGF like 3 (gene hdgfl3). The coding region runs from base 1 to 624 and encodes 207 amino acids. Gene Ontology annotation, biological process: regulation of transcription by RNA polymerase II. Lineage: Eukaryota; Metazoa; Chordata; Actinopteri; Pleuronectiformes; Pleuronectidae. The record is from RefSeq and is a predicted model, not a curated record. The transcript has 6 exons. Gene Ontology annotation, cellular component: nucleus. Gene Ontology annotation, molecular function: double-stranded DNA binding; transcription coregulator activity.
AUGGCUCGACCACGGCCGCGGGAAUACAAGGCAGGAGAUGUGGUUUUCGCUAAGAUGAAGGGAUACCCGAACUGGCCAGCGAGGAUUGAUGAGCUUCCAGAGGGAGCUGUCAAACCACCUGCCAACAAGUAUCCCAUCUUCUUCUUUGGGACCCACGAAACUGCAUUUUUAGGCACCAAGGAUCUUCUGCCGUACAAGGAGUAUAAGGACAAAUUUGGCAAGUCCAACAAGAGGAAAGGCUUCAAUGAGGGCCUGUGGGAGAUCGAGAACAACCCCAGAGUCAAGUUCACAGGCUAUCAGGCCAUCCAGCAACAGAGUUCAUCAGAGACAGAAGAGGGGGGGAACACUGCUGAUGGCAGCAGUGAGGGCGAGGAGGGUGACUCUGUUGAGGAGGAAGAUGACAAGGAAAAGCUGAAGGGAGAUAAAACCGGAUCCAAACGGAAAAAAACUGCCCCCUCCAAGAAGUCCUCCAAGCUGUCAAGGAUCUCAUCUGCAGAGGAUGACCUGCAGAAAGACAGGAAAGAUGAAGACCAGAAGAGCGGCUCAGAGGGAGAAGACCCUGAGAACGACAUCAUCCAAAAUACCACAGACAGUAAGAACGUGCUGCUCAUAGAAGAACAUUAAGAAAGGAAAGCAUGAAAGGGAAUCAUUCUUUGUAG